Camelina sativa (false flax) is the source of this 547-nucleotide messenger RNA. The record is from RefSeq and is a predicted model, not a curated record. NCBI's taxonomy places the organism in Eukaryota, Viridiplantae, Streptophyta, Magnoliopsida, Brassicales, Brassicaceae.
ACUAAGGGAAAAGAUUCAAAACUCAAGACAUUCUUCUGCACUGACAACUUAAGGUCGACCAUGGCAAACGAUGUAGUGACAUCGAUCUAUGGGAGUUUAGUACCCGUCCUAAAAGGAGAGAAAUUGACCAUGAGAAUCUUGGUGGAUCAUUCGAUGAUAGAAGGAUUCGGACAAGGUGGAAGAACAUGUAUUACCUCAAGAGCAUAUCCGACAAAAGCCAUCUAUGGAGCUACAAAACUCUUCUUGUUCAAUAACGCUAUUGAUGCGUCCGUUACGGCGUCGUUUACGGUCUGGCAAAUGAACAGUGCUUUUCUACAUCCUUACUUCGCAGACGAUCUUUGAUGUUCCUUCUUCUGACACACCUGAUUUUUUUUUUUUUUUUCAAAUAAUAAUGGAAUUUUUUCUCUUUAUUUUUUUAGUUUUUAGUCUUUUGGUAGUUUUAAUUUAAAGGUCUGAUUUGAUCUUUGUGAUUGAUUCAUCACGUGAGUGAAGAGAAGAAAAAAGAAAUCUACUCCACCUGCAGACGAUCUCAAUAUUACUUCUUCUA